AUGGAAAGCCAGCUUGCAGCGCUGACGAAUAAAGUCGUCAGAUCUUAUUUCGGAAAGGAAUUCAUCAUUCAACGAUGCAUUAGCGGGAUAUUAACGGUACAUUAUUCGUCUAGGGCAAACGGAGGUCUCCAAAAUCCGCUCUGCACAUUUUCAUCAAGUCGUACAUUCUUUCAGUUUUUUUACCGAUGUCCCCCUGUCUUCUAUCCUGAACUUCUCAGAACCGAUCAUUGCAUUUUGUGCCAGACCUUCAAGUUGAUACUACGUAAUACCUGUUCGAUUUGGAAGAUCUUUUCUGUACUUGUACAGCCAUUCGGGAUGUCCAGCAUGCAUUCAGUAGAUUCAUUUUUUUUCAUAAAUAGUGAAAGUGCUGGAAGCAGCGUAGAUUCUCUAGUAACGCAAACAGGUCAAGUGCAAGAUCACAAUAAACAACAAACAAAUAUCUGUCAAAAUCUGAGAAGGACGUUGCACAAAUUACUUAUAGAUGACGGUGCUCUCCCGGGUCAUGACUGCAGCCAAGGUCAGCACUGCUUGGAAGACUCGGCGUGCAAUGGCACGGCUUGCGUAUGUUCUUCCGGAUACGUUCUGUGGUAUGACCAUUGUUUUCCAGGUAAGAAUUUGCUUUGUAUAUUUUAA
This is a messenger RNA of Soboliphyme baturini, 633 nucleotides long. Lineage: Eukaryota; Metazoa; Nematoda; Enoplea; Dioctophymatida; Soboliphymatidae. The record is from the annotation of a GenBank genome assembly.